AUUCUUGGGAAUUGAUUGCGGCGGUGUUUUCUGCCCCUGGGGGAGCCCAGAGUGUUCCCCUGAAACCCUAAGUGUCUUGGUUGCCGUGGAGAGGUGGGAACCAGAUGUGCCCUUGUUGGCCUUGCCUGGUCGGUUUUUUGUGUGUUUUUUCUAAAACCCCUUUCCCACUAAUGUUUCCCCCAGCGCGGUGCUGUUUUUAAUGCAACUCUAGGUGGUCCGCUGGGACUAAGCCUGGCCCUUUUAGACGUGUCCUGUGAACAGGUGAAAUUGGUAACUUGAAUUUAGGAAGAUGUGAAAAGUUUUGCCAAAAAUGAAACCCACCAGUUGCAACAAACAAAAAACAGCAGUCCCUGUGCGGCCUGCUGUUCUUUGGUGAUGCUUUGGAGCUUUCGUUGAAGUGAGUCUGCUGCUUUGUUUUUUUGUUGAUCUGUUAGCCUAGUCUUCUUUUUCUGGUAGUGGUAGAAUUGGCACAAGUUGUUCUGUGAGCUUAGUAAACUUGCAGAUGCUAAUGAAACUUUUAUCGUAAAGGUUUUGAUUUGUGGUGUGUUUUUCUUUGCAGAACUCUGUGUGGCUUUUCAAUUUUAGUUGAAAUUCCCUGCAUGGCCUUUUGGAGUCCUUUGGUGUGUCUCCAGAGUAAAUUUCGAUUACUCUACAUUUCAUCAAUGUUGAAGUGGCAAGAAAAAGGAGGAACUGAUUUGGGGUGAGAAGGUAUAACGAACUGUAAACUUAAAAAGAAAAAAAAAGGCAAAGAUGGGUGAGAAGAAGCCAGAGCCUCUGGACUUCGUAAAGGAUUUCCAGGAGUACCUGACACAGCAGACGCACCAUGUGAACAUGAUCUCCGGGUCCGUGAGUGGGGACAAGGAAGCAGAGGCUCUUCAGGGAGCUGGAACAGACGGUGAUCAGAAUGGACUUGAUCACCCUUCUGUUGAAGUUUCCCUGGAUGAAAACUCAGGAAUGUUAGUAGAUGGGUUCGAAAGGACCUUUGAUGGGAAGCUCAAGUGUCGGUAUUGCAAUUAUGCCAGCAAAGGGACGGCCCGGCUGAUUGAGCACAUCAGAAUCCACACAGGUGAAAAACCUCAUAGAUGUCACUUAUGUCCAUUUGCAUCUGCUUAUGAGCGUCAUCUGGAAGCCCAUAUGCGUUCCCAUACAGGAGAAAAACCAUACAAAUGUGAAUUAUGUUCCUUCCGCUGCAGUGAUCGAAGUAACCUGUCCCAUCAUCGAAGGCGCAAGCAUAAAAUGGUACCAAUUAAAGGUGCUAGGUCUUCCUUAAGCAGCAAGAAAAUGUGGGGGGUUUUACAGAAGAAAACAAGCAAUCUGGGCUAUAGCCGAAGAGCACUCAUCAACUUAAGCCCACCCUCCAUGGUGGUUCAGAAGCCAGACUACCUUAACGACUUCACCCACGAAAUCCCCAGCAUCCAGACUGACUCCUAUGAAAGUAUGGCGAAGACCACAUCUGCUGGAGGCUUACCAAGGGACCCCCAAGAACUCCUGGUCGACAACCCUUUAAAUCAGCUCUCCACUCUCGCAGGACAGCUGUCCAGUUUGCCACCUGAAAACCCGAACCCCGCGUCCCCCGAUGUAGUGCCCUGCCCGGAUGAGAAGCCUUUCCUGAUGCAGCAGCCCUCCGCCCAGGCGGUGGUCGCGGCUGUGUCCGUGAGCCUCCCUCAGAGUACCUCCCCCACCAGCCCUGAGCCUCGGCCGUCACAGAGCCAGAGGAACUACAGUCCCGUGGCUGGGCCGAGCAGCGAGCCGAGUGCGCACACGAGCACACCCAGCCUGGGAAACAGCCAGCCGAGCACGCCUGCUCCAGCCCUGCCGGCCCAGGACCCGCAGCUCCUGCACCACUGCCAGCACUGUGACAUGUACUUUGCUGACAACAUCCUUUACACCAUUCACAUGGGGUGCCACGGGUAUGAAAACCCUUUCCAGUGUAACAUCUGUGGGUGCAAGUGUAAGAACAAGUACGAUUUUGCCUGUCAUUUUGCAAGAGGGCAACACAACCAACACUGAUGGGAAACUCCUGUUACUCUUUACUUGGUUUUGACUUUUUGUGUUUUGUA
Messenger RNA from Miniopterus natalensis, 2060 nucleotides. RefSeq names its product IKAROS family zinc finger 5 (gene IKZF5). Gene Ontology annotation, molecular function: RNA polymerase II cis-regulatory region sequence-specific DNA binding; DNA-binding transcription factor activity. Gene Ontology annotation, cellular component: nucleus. The record is from RefSeq and is a predicted model, not a curated record. Gene Ontology annotation, biological process: positive regulation of transcription by RNA polymerase II. Lineage: Eukaryota; Metazoa; Chordata; Mammalia; Chiroptera; Miniopteridae.